Molecule: messenger RNA, 5448 nt
Organism: Acaromyces ingoldii
Lineage: Eukaryota; Fungi; Basidiomycota; Exobasidiomycetes; Exobasidiales; Cryptobasidiaceae
Exons: 3
Coding region: 1-5448 (1815 amino acids)
Biological process (GO): carbohydrate metabolic process
Molecular function (GO): hexosyltransferase activity; UDP-glycosyltransferase activity
Source: RefSeq, a predicted model, not a curated record
AUGGCUGUCGCGAAGCGGCAAGACUCGGCGUCGUCGGACCUUAGCAGGGGCUCAGAGAGCGAGCAGUCGACGGCUCUGUCCACCCCCGAAACAAGCAGACCACCUUCGCUCUACUCGGCAAAGCCAGUGUCAGCGCAUGGGGACCCAGAGGAAGAAGAAGGCAGUCGGGAGUUACAGUCGUACCUCGACGAGAAUGCUGGGUAUGCGGACGGAGAGAAGGAGAAGCGAGCGAGUAUGGGCCGAGACAGGGAGUUCAACAUGAAGACACCCACACCCGAGACGUACCGCAAGAAGCGCAAUGCACUAGGCAUGACGAUGAGCGCCCCAGCCGAUAGCGGCAAGACGGCGACGGCGUCGAGCAGUACCAUCUCUCCCAAAGGGACCGGCAGCGGUAGCCAAACGCAGAUGGCCACUGCCGUUGAAGACGUCUGCGAGCGUCCCUGGCAGAACGAAGUCGACCGAUGGAAAGGCCAGGGGGAUGCAUGCGGCCUCAACUCCAAGCUCGAGACACUUCUUCGUGCUUCGGCGCUGAUGCAGGAUGAAGAGACGACGUCGGAGAGCAAUGAUGAAAGCGAAGCCGACGCUGACGCCGACAGAGCCUACCGUCCUAACCAAGAGACCGGAAACAAACGUCUAGGAGAGGAUCUCUACCACGACAAGACACCCUCUGCGGCUCCCAAGCACGAAUAUCUAGCUUCACUAUCUCCGCGGUCCGAGCUGCCGGCAGAGUCGUCUUUAGAGUCGAAAAAGUCAAAGAACGAAGGGGCCGAAGCGGGUGCAUCCAACGUCAGCUCGCCUGGGCCGUGGCGCAAGCACAUGGAUUACUUCUUCAGGCUCCAUCAGGCGAGAGCAGACGAUGCGGCUGCCAAGGGAAACCUGGACCAGUACGAGCAAGAGCGCUUCCUGGCCAACAAAGAGCUUAAGAGGCUUCGGCGAAGUGCAAGAAGAGAGGCAGAUGGACAGGAGGCAAAGGGGACUGAACAGAGAGGCAAAAGGACGAAAGCGAAGGGGAGAGAAAGGCUACCAUGGGGCCGAAGUCGUAGCUAUCAGUCAUCAAAGACUGACGGCGACUCUUCGGGAGACGAAGGGAAGGCCGGAAGAAAGGAUGCAAGAGGAGACGACCAUCACGGCCUUAAGCUCGACGGCGCAGCUCUGCAAAAGAUGCAGUCGCAUUCUGCCGACGAUGACCAUCUCAGCGUCAUCGAACGCGUCGCGUCGCGUGCAGAAUCGACAAAGUCUGGCAGAUCGUCAUCGCCGCCACCGAUAUCGACCGAGGGCGAAAGGCAAGCUGAAGAGGGGGGAAUUCAGGAUGGAGAGAGGAAAGCGGCGGAUGAUGAUGAUGAAGACGGCGAGGAGCACAUCCUCAUGAAGGGUGACGAGGAUGACGAAGAGAUCCAGUCGACAGCGGCGCGUCAACGCGCGUCGAGCAUAGGCAGCAAGGCUAGCAGCACGGGAUCUCAGCGCGACGAGAACAGCAGGAAGAACCUUAACGAUGACGAAAAGCUCCAGAUUCUUAUCUCAGAGUUCGGCGAGAGCCCUCCCGGCGAGUGGAAUGGCAACGAGGAGGAGAAAUUUAUUCGAGACUCCCCCGCCGUGCUGUUUCGAAGAGUUCUUAUAAAGGGAUACGCUGCCCUGACCUCGCAUCGACUCACUUUUCUAGCCUUCAUGUCCACCGCACCGUCUGAGAAUGCCGGUAUACCUGCGCAACAAGCCUCAGGACCCAACUUGGAUGGCGUCGAUCCAGCCAGCCUGGUGAUCCGUCGAGGGCCAGCCGUUGUGCACCGUCCUGGUCUGACGAAGCGCAAGCGCAAGGUCUGGUUCGAACUCACGCCUGAAGCCCUGACGGCAUAUCCCAGCUCCAAUGAGCUGUACGAGCCCUUGGCGAGCGUUCGAAACGUCGAGAUUGACGUCAUUCAACCUUAUCACGAGAAGCCGACGUGCGUCCAGAUCAAGGUGAAGGGCAAGAAGGGUGCUCUUCUCGAGUUCGAAACAGUGGAAGCAGCCUUGUCAUGGCAGCGCGAAAUCGAUGCAGCAGUCUGGCAUGCUCACUACGGUAGUGACAAGGUCCGCGUCUCGCUGCCUUUGGCCCGCAUCCUCGACGUGGAGACGACGACCAUCAUGAAUUUUGCCACAAAUCUCACAUUUACCGUCCUAGACACGCCGCAGCCAUCUGCAUACAGCACGAAGGAUCUCUAUCCCCAUACCCACAAGCUUCGUGACAAGGUACGCUGGCACGACAUUAAGAAUGACCCGACAAUCACCACUCGCAAAAUCGACUUUAGCAUCACGGAGGAGUGGCUUCAGAACAUGUUUGCCGACUUCACCAUGGCCCUUAAGGUGGGCAAAGAAUGGAGGGCGACGCAUGCGACACAGGACUGGCCUCUGGUCCCUUAUCCCACCAUUGAGAUCGAGGGCGGCCGAAGGCGCAGGGAAGACGGCAAGGACGAUGGCGACGGCGAGAGCGACGUCGAGGAGGUCAUGAACGACAAAGGUGAAGUGGCGGAAGACCAGCACGAGAAGGUGCGCAAACGCAUCAUCCGUGAAUUCAGCCUUGAGUGCCGUCCCGAUGAAGUCAGCAUCUUGAAAGCCGACAUCGUCCGCUCCAUCCCGUCUGGCGGCAUCCUCGCCAUUGGGCCAAAGUACCUAUGCUUCUAUAGACGAAGGACCAUGACGGGCAUGUCUGAUGUCCGAGUCAAGCUGCCCCUCGCUGAUAUUCAAGACGUACGUCUUUCGAAGGCCUACCGUUGGCACUAUCACGGUCUUCGGGUUCAGAUCCGCGCUCACGAAGACAUCCUGUUCGAAGUGCGAAGUGAGGAACAGCGAGACAAGGCCGUUGCAUGGAUCCUCGAUGCCGUCAAAGGACGCAAAGCAAGGCAGAAUUCAACCUUCGAGGAGCGCCAGCAGAAGACGAGGGAAGAAAGUCCAGCGAGGCGGCUUGCGCAGCAUUCGAGCCUCGAGGUACCUUCGAUUCCGAAAGAAGCCAUCAAUCUUCUGCCCAAGAUUGUCAAUGCUGCGCCAGGCAUGGUUCACAGAGUCAGCCCCAUGAAAAUCAUCUGUCUCACCAUUGGCAGUCGCGGCGACGUACAGCCUUAUCUCGCCCUGUGCAAGGGGCUACAAAAGCAAGGCCACGAGUGCAUCAUUGUCUCGCAUGCAGAAUACGAGGACUGGGUGGCCAAGUAUGGUAUCGCCUUUCGACCGGCGGGUGGCGACCCCAGCGUCCUUAUGAAGCUCAACGUCGAGACGAAGCUCUUUUCGGCCCAAUUCUUUCGCGAGUCAAUCGGCAAAUUUCGUCAUUGGCUCGACGAGCUGCUGCGAGCCAUUGCCGAGCAGUGCUAUGAUGCCGACCUCAUCAUCGAGUCACCUUCGACCUUUGGCGGCAUCCACGUCGCAGAGGCUAUCGGCUGCAGCUACAUGCGCGCAUUCACGAUGCCUUGGACGCGCACGACGUCGUACCCCCAAGCAUUCUCGGUCCCUUCAACCGACCUCGGCGGGCAAUACAACGCCAUGUCUUACACGCUCUUUGACCAGAUCCUGUGGCGUGCGUCGGCGGGCCAGAUCAACCGAUGGCGAAAACACAUGCUCAAUCUACCUUCCACCAAUCUUGACAAGCUCGAUCAGUCCUCGAUCCCGUUCAUGUACAACUUCUCGCCCGCUGUCGUGCCGCCUCCUCUGGACUGGGGCGACCGCAUCGAAAUCACUGGCUACUGGUUCCUCUCGAGCGAGGCUGAGAAGUGGCAGCCGCCAGAGGAGCUGACUGCCUUUCUGGAAAAGGCCAAGAGCGACGACAAGAAGAUCGCCUACAUUGGCUUUGGCAGUAUCACCAUUCCAGAUCCUACAGCGACAACAAAGGCCAUUUAUGAGGCUGUCAAGAAGGCGGACGUGCGAGCCAUCGUCUCGAAAGGCUGGUCGGCCAGGGGCUCCACCAAGAAGCAAGGUCAGGAAGAGAAGGAGCCAGAGGUGCCAGAGGAGUGUUAUGUCGUCGACAGCAUCCCCCACGACUGGCUCUUUCCACGCAUUGACAUUGCCCUGCACCACGGUGGGGCCGGCACCACCGGCGCAAGCUUACGCGCAGGCCUCGUAACGCUCAUCCACCCUUUCUUCGGCGAUCAGUUCUUCUGGAGUGGGAGGGUCGACAAGCUGGGCGCCGGGCUCAAGGUCAAUACUCUUGACGUCGACGACUUGGCUGCUUUGCUGGCCAAGGCGGCCAAAGAUCGAGUCAUGGUCGAAAAGGCCCAAAGGAUCGGCGAAGCGAUUCGGAGCGAGCGCGGCGUCGACAAUGCAAUCAAGUUCAUCAAUACGAACCUAGUGCUCUCGAAGCGGAAGAGACCAGCGAUGAGCCAAAAGGAUCUGCAAAGGCACCGACGACGCUCGUCUGUUGCCACGAGCAUGUCCGAAAGCGGAGCUAGCGAUAGCCAGAGCCAAGGCGGUCGUAGGUCAUCCUUUACUACAAAUUCUGCCUCUACGAGUGAGGCAGAGACGGACGAUGACGACGAAGAGGGCCUGGACGAGGGAGGUGAGCCAACGAUCCGAAACACGCAGACCAAUGCAAAAGAUCGGUCGAGUUGGUCCUUUAAUGGCCUCUUGAAGUCGGACAGCUGGAAGGCUGCGGCGAUCUACCCCUUUGGUGCUGCGAGCCGUACCUCUGGAUCGGUGGUGAGCAAGUCGACGUCGAUCCCGAAAAAGAUCAAAUCGCACACCUCUGGUCUUGGCGGGCAGUCUGAUGCGGAGGAAGAAGAGGAGAGUGGGCAGAGGGUUGCUAGCCCUCAACCUAUGUCUCGAUCAGCCUCUACGGCCUCGCAGUCUUCGUCGUCUUCGUCGUCACCGCUCAAGAAAGACAGCCGGCCCAUGAGUGGCACAAACUCCCCUCGGCUCGCACCCGAUUCUCCAACGCUCGCCCCUGAGGGUACAACUGGGGAAAGGAGAGUCAGUGGUGGCGGCGAGGUCGACGGAUCGUCGAGCCCGAUGCGGAGGGGCUCGUCGAUGCUCCAAAUGCACAAGAACCUGCACCUCAUGCCCUCAAUGCCCCACUUCUCAAUGCCGCACCUGCCCAACGUGAUGCGAAGCGCCAGCAUCGCGGGCCUCUCUGGCUCGGGCUCUGGCGCGAAGGAAGGGGAGCGCAGUCGUAAAGAAUCUCGUGAGGGCGGGACCGAACCGACUGAAGAAGAAAGGGCCGCACAGGCGCGGACGCACAAGACGGCCAAGAUUGAGGAUGAGCGGAGAAAGGGGCUGCUGGUUGACAAAUGGAAAGCAACGGAUCGGUGGGAUCUCGUCAAGCUUUGGGACCCGGACACUGUCGAGCUCGAUGAGGAGGGUGCCGCAGCGGCGAUAGCUGCAGCGACUUGCCAGCCUUCUUCGGCGAGCGAGGAUGAGCGCGAGGGUGGGAGAGACCACUUGAAAAAAGGAGAGAAACUUCGCAAAUUGCAAAGCGAAUCAGUGACGCAUCUGUAG